AUGCCGACGGCCUUCCACUACAACUCCGCGCUUCGCGCCUGCGGCCUCGACGAGCAGUGGCAGCGCGCGCUCGACCUCCUCCGCCAGCUUGCCCAGGCGGGGCUGGAGGCGGGCGCCGCGGGCCUGGUCUCCGCCAUGAGCGCGUGCGGGACGGGUGAGCAAUGGCAGCAGGCCUUGUGGCUGCUCAGUGGCACACGGCCGAGCGAGCUGGAGCUGAAUGUCGCCGGCUGCAGCGCGGUGGUCGGCGCAUGCGGCCCCAGCGGGCAGUGGCGGCGCGCGCUGCAGCUGUUCGGACGGCUGCGGCGAACGCGUGUUGAGCCCGAUCGGGCCUCGUGCAGCAGCGCCGUGGCCGGCGUGUGCGGCACGCCCGCGCAGUGGUGGCGGGCGCUGUCGCUGGUCAGAGGGGCGCUGGAGGCGAGGCUGCUGCCGACGGCCCCCAGCUGCGACGCCCUGGUCAGCGCCUGCGGACUGGGCGGGCAGUGGGAGCGCUCGGUGUCCCUGCUCUCCACGUCCAGGGCGCUCAGGGAGCCCGGGCAGGCCGCCGCCGGCCAUGCCGCCGCCGUCAGUGCCUGCGGGCUUGGGGGGCAGUGGCGGCGCGCGCUGCAGCUGCUCGGCGAGGCGCGAUCCGAGCGGCUGGAGCCGGAUGCGGCUGGGAGGGCGAACGCGAUCUACAGUGCGGCGAUCGGCGCGUGCCGGAGGGGCGCGCGGUGGCAGCAGGCGGCGUGGCUGCUCGCGGAGAUGCAGGCGCGCAGGCUGGUGCCGCGGGUGAGCAACUACUGCUCUGUCAUGCGAGCCUGCGAGGCGAGCGGGCAGUGGGAGCAGGUCGUCCUGCUGCUCGGCGAGCUGGGGGAGCUGAGACUGGAGCCGAACGGUCUCGUCCAGUGCAUCGCGCUGCGCGCGCACAAGAGCAGCGGGCAGUGGCAGCAGGCGCUGCGUUUGCUUGGCGAGAUGCGCCAGGCGAGACUGAGUCGCCGCGCCACCAGCUACCAGGAUGCAAUCAGCGCUUGCGGGAACAGCGGGCAGUGGCAGCACGCGCUGUGGGUUUUCGGCGAGUCGUGUCGAGCGAGCGUUGAGCCAACUGCGGCCAGCUACACCGCUGCCAUCAGCGCCUUUCAGAGAGGCCGCUGUUGGCAACACUCGUUGUGCUUAUUCGAGGAUAUGCUGAAUGCGAGGUUGCAGCCCACGGUCGCCAGCUACGCCGCCGCGACUGGAGCCUUGGAGAGUGGUGCAAGGUGGCAAGAGGCACUACAGCUGCACAGCAAUAUGUUUCAAGCACAUUUGGAGCCAGAUGCUUUUAGCUACAGCACUUUGGUCUGCUCUGCGAGAAGGCAGUGGCAGCAUGCAUCGUGGCUUUUCGGUCGCAUGUCUCAUGUGAAUUUGGAUCCCAACGUGGUCAGCUGCAACUGCGCCAUCAGUGCAUACGAGAAAGUGGGGCGGUGGCAGCAAACUGUACAUUUGCUUCAGGAGAUGUGGCACACAGCGGUGGAGCUGGACGCCAUGGCCUAUCACACUGCUCUCAGCGCUUGCGAAAAAGGCGGGCAGUGGCAGCAGGCGUGUUGGCUGCUUGGCGAGCUGAGGCGGACAAGACUGGAGCUAGACGUCGUCAGCUACAUGAUCACGAUAAGCGCGUGUGGGAACAAGAGACAGUGGCAGCAAGCGCUCUGGCUGGUGGACGAGCUCCAGCGCCUCAACGUGGCGCCAACCAUGGGCCUCUGCAAGUCCACGAUCAACGCUUGCGGGAACAGCGCGCAGUGGCAGAGGGCGCUGCGCGUGCUGACAGAGUUCGGGCAGGCGAGACUGGAGCCGACGGCCAGCAUCUUCAGUGCUGCGAUAGCCGCGUGCAGAAGAGCCGGGCACUGGCAGCAUAACGCGCUGCUGCUUGACCAGCUGAGGCAGGCGGAGCUGGUCGCGGCCGGCGUGCACGAGGACGACGGUCAGUGGCAGCAGGCGCUCUGGCUGCUCGGGCGGCUGUGGAGGGCGAGGCUGGAGCUCACGACGGUCAGCUGCAGCACCGGGGUCCGCGCGUGCGACAGGGGCGGGCUGUGGCAGGAAGCGCUGUGGCUGCUCGCCGAAUCGAGGCGCGCCAAGCUGCAGCUGGCAGCCGUCACGCUGCAACGCUGCGAUAAGCGCUUGCGGGAAAGCUGGGAAGUGGCGGUACGCGAUGCGGCUGUUCAGGGUGCUGCGGCGGAAGGCCCUGGAGCCAGCUCGGCUGCAGCUCCGCGAUCGGGGCGUACGCGGCAAGCGGGCGGUGGCAGCUGGCGCUGCUGUUGCUGGGCGGCCUGUGCAGGGCGAGGCUCGAGCUGGCCGAGAGCACGCGGGCCGCCGCGGUCGGCGUGUGCGACGCAGGCCGGCGCUGGGAGCAGUCGGCGCUGCUGAUGGACGGGCUGAGGCGCGCG
Molecule: messenger RNA, 2396 nt
Organism: Prorocentrum cordatum
Lineage: Eukaryota; Dinophyceae; Prorocentrales; Prorocentraceae
Source: the annotation of a GenBank genome assembly